Molecule: messenger RNA, 4260 nt
Organism: Boleophthalmus pectinirostris (great blue-spotted mudskipper)
Lineage: Eukaryota; Metazoa; Chordata; Actinopteri; Gobiiformes; Gobiidae
Product: NLR family CARD domain-containing protein 3-like
Exons: 14
Coding region: 166-3708 (1180 amino acids)
Molecular function (GO): protein binding
Source: RefSeq, a predicted model, not a curated record
UUUGUCUUAUGCACAUGAAGCACUGGCUCACACAGGAGCAGAGGUCACCCAAGACCUGAUUUACAUUUUUUACUUUUAAUGAUUUGGAUUUUACACCGAGUAGAGGCGAUGUCUGAAGAGAGAUUACAGUUCUGUUUUGAUCUUCUCCUGUGAUCUGAGUCAAACAUGGACAGAGAGGAAGGGGCCCCCGAGCAGAGAGUCGAAGCUUCUGGACUUUCUGAACCUAAACCUUUUCCUCGCAGUUUGUCUCUGCAAAGUGACAAGUCUUUGUACAGAUACAUCGAUUUUAAAAGAGACGCGACAGAUGAAGCUUCUGGACUUUCUGGACCUAAACCUUCUCCUCGCAGUUUGUCUCUGAAAAGUGACGGCUCUUUGUUCAGAAACAUCGAUUUUAAAAGAGAUGCAGCCUCAGACUGUGACUCUGCCUACGCGUCUGUGAGCUGUGACCGCUCUCUGCUCAGAAACUGGGAUUUUCCAUCAUCUUCAAAACCAAAAACAGAACCUGAACAUGGGAGCAGAUAUGUGUCCCCGAAGAAAAAGAACUCCAUUGACAGAGACAGAGAAGCGACGGCGCAGUGGAUCUCAGAGGAAACACUAAACUCCAUAUUUACGCGUCUGGAGCACAGUCUCAUUAGUUUUGUGAAAGAGGAACUGAAGCGGUACCACAGAGUUCUGGCCUCAGAUUACCCACAAUGCCUUGAGAACGAGGAGGACGAGGAGCAGAGGAACAGAGAGUCAUUUCUGAACAUCACUAUGGAUGUUCUGAGGAGGAUGCAGCAUCAGGAGCUGGCGGAGAAACUUCACUGCAGCAGUCUUACUGGGGUCUAUCAGAGGGAGCUGAAGUCCAGUCUGCAGCAGAGGUUCAGUCAUGUGUUUGAGGGUGUGGCAAAAGCAGGAGACUCCGCCCCCCUGAAUCAGAUCUUCACAGAGCUCUACAUCACAGAGGGAGGAGCCUCAGAGGUCAACCAGGAACAUGAGGUCAGACACAUGGAGAUGGCAUCCAGGAGACCAGUCACUCCAGAAAUGACAAUAACGUGUGAAGAUAUCUUUAAAGACCACGCCCACAGACAGGGACCAAUCAGAGCAGGGGUAACAGAGACACAAGGACCAAUCAGAGCGGUGCUGACGAAAGGUGUGGCUGGUGUGGGAAAAACGGUGCUGACUCAGAAGUUCAGUCUGGACUGGGCUGAAGGCCGGGCCCACCAGGACCUCCAACUGCUGUUCCCCUUCACUUUCAGAGAGCUCAAUGUGUUCAGAGACACACAGUUCAGCCUGGUGGAGCUGCUGCACCACUUCUUCAGUCCAUCCAAACGUCUUUGCAACUUUGAAGACCUCCAGGUGCUCUUCAUCUUUGACGGUCUGGAUGAGUGCAGACUUCCUCUGGACUUCAGACAAACCAAGGCCCUGAGCGACCCCACAGAGUCCGCCUCAGUGCACGUGCUGCUGGUGAACCUCAUCAGGGGAAGCCUGCUUCCCUCCGCUCGCCUCUGGAUAACCACGCGCCCCGCCGCUGCCAAUCAGAUCCCUGCUGAGUGCGUCUCCAUGGUGACAGAGGUACGAGGGUUCACCGACCCACAGAAGGAGCAGUACUUCAGGAAGAGGUUCAUAGACCAGGCCACAGCCGUCAUCUCCCACAUCAAGAGCGUCCGCAGCCUCCACAUCAUGUGCCACAUUCCAAUCUUCUGCUGGAUCCUCUCUGUUGUUAUACAGAAGCUUCUGGAACAAACAGAACCUGAGCUGCCCCGGACUCUCACACAGAUGUAUGUCCACCUUCUAGUAGUGCAGCUUAAACAGAAGAACGUUAAAUAUGAUGGGAAACUGGAGGCAGAUUCAGCCUGGUCUCCUGAAAACAGGGAGAUGGUGAAGUGUCUGGGAAAACUGGCCUUUGAGCAGCUGCAGAAAGGAAACCUGAUCUUCUACGAGAGUGACCUGAGCGAGUGUGGGCUGGAUACUGAGGCGGUUUCAGUGUACUCCGGAGUGUUCACACAGGUCUUUAGAGAGGAGCCAGGCCUGUACCAGGACAAGGUCUACUGCUUCAUCCAUCUGAGUGUGCAGGAGUUUCUAGCUGCUCUCCACGUCCAUCAGACCUUCUAUGAAACUGGAGUCAACCUGCUUUUUCCAGAACAAACCCACAACGCCUCCAGGCAGCUGUUCUACCAGAAGGCUGUGGAUCAGGCCUUACAGAGCUCAAACGGACACUGGGACCUGUUUCUGCGCUUCCUUCUGGGGCUCUCUCUGCCGACCAAUCAGAGCCUCCUGCAAGGUCUCAUCCCACAGACAGGGGGCGCUGCAGAGGAGACAGCAGUGUACAUCAAACUAAAGAUGAAUGAGUGUGAUUCUACAGAGAGAGCCCUGAACCUGCUCCACGGUCUGGGUGAGCUGAAUGAUCGCAGUCUGUUGGACCUGGUGCAGAGUUACUUGAGGGCGGGGCAGUUCUCCAGACACAUGCCCCCGGCUCAGUGGUCGGCUCUGGCCUUCAUCCUUCUGUCCUCGGACACAGAGCUGGACCUGUUUGACCUCAGGAGGUUCAGAGCUUCUCAGGACGUGCUGCUCAGGCUGCUGCCCGUCAUCAAAGCUUCCAGCAGAGCCAUCCUGUCUGCCUGUGGUCUGGGAGAGGAGGCUUGUGCGGCUCUGUCUAAAGUUGUAUUUGCACAGUCGUCAUGUUUGAAGGAGCUGGAUCUGAGCCAGAACAAUCUGGGGGACUCUGGACUACAGCUGCUCACAGAGGGACUGCAGAGCCCACACUGCACCCUAGAGUCUCUCAGACUGCAGUGCUGUAGCCUCUCAGAGCAGAGCUGUGGUCUCCUGUCUUCAGUCUUGUCCUGCUCCUCAGGCCUCAAACAUCUGGAUCUCAGUAACAAUGACCUGAAGGACUCUGGAGUGGUGCACCUGUCAGAGGGUCUGAGGAGUCCAAACUGUAAACUGCAGUCACUCAGUCUGUCCGGGUGCCUGAUCUCCGGGAGGGGCGCCUCUGUCCUCUGUGACGCUCUGAACCUGAACUCUCGUUUGAUGGAGUUGGACUUGAGCUACAACCACACAGGACUCCCAGGGGUCACACUGCUGUCGUCUGUGGAGAAGAGCCUGAAGGGCAGUCUCAGCAGCCUCAGAUUGACACCAAGUGGAGAACAGUUUUUAAAACCUGGCUUAAAGAAAUACUUUACUGACCUGUCUCUGGACUUGAACACCGCGUACAGAAAAUUGGACCUCUCAUCCGACCUCCGCACGGUGAUCUUUGUGGAGGAGGAGCAGCCGUACCCAGACCUCCAGACCCGCUUUGACUGGUACCCCCAGGUCCUCUGCUCGACCGCCCUCACAGCGCGCCACUACUGGGAGGUGGAGUGGAGCGGGGUGGUCAGCAUUGCCGUGAGCUACAAAGACACCCCACGGAAAGGAAGAGACACGGGAAUCGUGUUCGGACAAAACAGCGGCUCCUGGAGGAUCUGGUGCUCCAAUGGUCGAAUCUCCGUCUGUGGGAAUAAUCAGGAGCAGUACCUGGACGUUCCUCCGUGGGGCGCCGUGGGGAGAGUAGCCGUGUUCCUGGACCGGGAGGAGGGGUUCCUCUCGUUCUACAGAGUCCUGGAGAAUCGAUUGGUCCACCUCCACACCUUCAGCGCCGCCUUCAGCCAGCCUCUGUACGCCGGGUUUGGCUUUGGGUCGUGUUUCUCCUCAGCAAAUCUCAUCUGUCGCCCUGAAGUCAUAUGGUCGUAGGUUCGAUUCUCAGGCUGAUCCCUACGUCUGGUUGUGUUUCCUCGGGUUGUAACCUGAACAGCAAUGGACAAUUUAAGUAUUGGACCGUGCCUUCCCGUUACAAACAUUCAUAUUUCUACAGUAUUGAUGUGGUUUUCAGAUAAAAACGUGAUGCCUCAAAUCUCAUACUCACAAAUGGUGGGCAGAAGCUAAACACGUCAUAGCAGUGCACCUACCUACCUCACUCCAGCUGACCACUAACCCAGAUCCAUACUACCAUAAUGUUGUCACGAUACUAAACUUGAUUUCAGUUCUAGGGAGAAGAACCAGCACCAGAAUCCCUUUUAAUUGCUUUGUAUUUUACCUUGAACUAUCCAAAAGCGCAACCCUGAAUCUGACCAUUUUAAAAACUUGAACAGUGUUGGCUCAUUUUCUAAUGGACUGUCUCAGAUCUGGACAAAGGGUCAACUCUCAUUUCACUCCAUACAGUGUCAUUAACGUCACUCCCUUAUUCUCAUUUCUGUUUUUGGAUUUAGUUUUGUGCAAUACUAAUAAAACUUAAGUACACUUGUA